This is a messenger RNA of Dicrocoelium dendriticum, 765 nucleotides long. The record is from the annotation of a GenBank genome assembly. NCBI's taxonomy places the organism in Eukaryota, Metazoa, Platyhelminthes, Trematoda, Plagiorchiida, Dicrocoeliidae.
AUGGACUGCCUAUCGCUCUACCGCCUGGAUGGAAACGUGAAGAGUGUAUCCGUCAAAAUGGCCUAUGUACUGGGAAAACUGAUGUUUACUAUAUCAGAUGGUGAUAAGAUUCGAACGAAGCACGAGAUGAAAGCCAUCUUAGGUGACGGCUAUGACUUAUCAUUCUUCGACUGGCGUUCUGGCAAAUUUGUGAGCCCCUCCGCUAAAGUGCGUCGUUCCGAAGACUGCACUGAGCCGAGCGCUCCAAAAAUUCCUCGUGCUGAUAGUCCGGUCCUUCCUUUCGUUCGCCGCACCAGUCCUCCUAACAACUUAGCACCGUUCGUCAUCCGCUCUCAUCCUGAUUGCAAACGGAGUGAUGCAAAGAAUAUUCAACAAGAACCCCCACACCAGUUGUUUUGGGAAAAACGCUUUACCGAUGUGUGUGCCGUAGAUCCUGACACUGGCGAAGCUUUUAAGCCAUUGCCCCUUCCGAGAGGCAUCCAAACUGCCGGUGUGCCGGGCUACAAACCCGCACAGCUUGUGCAAAGCAUCAUCCAUGCUCUCAAUACCAGGGAAAUUCCCAUUAUCGGUCAGGAACAGCCACCAUCAGCCGUGGAAAAGAACCCUUGCGUCGCAGUUAACCCGGUCCAACCUAUGAUCAAGACUUGCAUUGUGUCAGAUGAUGACAUUCGAAGGCAAGAAGCCCGUGUUAAGGAGCUCCGUAGAAAACUAGAAUUGGCUCGAAAAAAGCUAAACCCCCGCUACUCUACCGAAAGACAUGGAUGA